Molecule: messenger RNA, 933 nt
Organism: Schistosoma spindalis
Lineage: Eukaryota; Metazoa; Platyhelminthes; Trematoda; Strigeidida; Schistosomatidae
Source: the annotation of a GenBank genome assembly
AUGACUAGUAGACAAUUGUGUCAAUCUAUACCAGAAUCUUAUCAAAUUAAUAGUAUAAAAAUUAUAUAUUUAACAUGUGCUACAGUAAUAACAACAACAUUUAUUAUAGAAUGUAUAUUAAUACAUUUAGUUGUACAACCAUAUUUUCAUGAAUCAGCAUUUACACAUACAAAUUGUACAUUUGUACAUGCACAUAUUGUAAGAAAAGAUGUAAAGUGUGAAAAUAAAUGUUCAAAAGAUCGAUCAAAAUUUCCAUGUUUAAAAGUGAUUGUACAAUAUUUUAAUGGAAAUAAAAAUCAUACAGUUAUAUUAUUUGAUAAUAUAGCAACAUAUAAUCAUUAUAAAUUACUUGGAUGUGCUACAAGUGCAUGUCAUCAUCGUGAUAUGGAUAAUACUGAAUGGGUUGAAAAAUUUCAACAACGUAUAAGACAUCAAAGAAAUUUUCAAUGUUAUAUACAUGCAACACAUGAAGAUGAAGCAUUAUUGUAUAAAUUUUAUACAUUUACAUCAGUAUUUCAUGCUAUCUUUUGGCCAAUUAUAUUAUUUUUAACAUCAAGUAUUUGUUUAUGUAUUAUUUAUUUAUUUGAUAAAUGUCAUGUAUGGACUGGUGAUCAAGAUGUAAUUGUUUAAAUUCAAUUCAAUUAUUGAUUGAAUUAUUUUUUUCUUUUUAUUUUCUCUUUUUUUUGGUUGUUGAUAAGGCACACACACACACACACACAAAAGAAACACCACAAAUAACAUGAGAUUAAACUAUAAUUUUAAGAUUUACAUAUUUUUCUCUUGUUUCUUUGUUGUUGUUGUUGUUGUCAUUGUUAAUUUUCUUUUUUGUUUGUUUGUUUGUAAAUAAAACAUUAUUAUUAAAUUCACUUGGUAUUGUUUACUUGUAUCUUUUCAUUAUUGUAUAGGACUGUAAUUGAUCAGUUUCUUGUUGGC